AGCCAAAAUUCCCCUGAAACAGGAAGAGCACCUUAUCGAAAAUAGAAGUUAAAUUCCUACAGAUAAUCGAUUAACUCAGGCAAAGUAGGAUUUGGCUGUGGAUUGGCUUGGGCGGCCUCAUCAGUCAGCAGGGUAGAGGACGCCAAAGCGCAACCAUCCCCAAACCCACCUAUUUCCUGAAAAACCCUAAAUGCCUUCACACAUUUCCAUGGCGAAACCAUAAUAUUUAUUGAGAAACAAAGUUAGCCCGGAUUUUGUUUACGAAAAAAAGUGAACCCAGAUUAUAAAAAAGGAGAAAAGAAUUUGUUUUUUAGUUUUUUUUGGUUGUCGGGUUUUUGGGAGAUGUCGGAGAUCGAGGUGGUUGAAGAAGUUUUGCCAUUGAAGCAAUCCGGUGACGUUGUAGCGAAUGGAAAUGGAUACAGGGGAGGGAAUAAUGGGGUUAUAGGUGUUUCUCAUGAUGAGAACUUGAGGAACGAUGUCUACACCGCUGCUACUUAUGGGGAUUUGGAGAAGCUCCAAAGGUUGGUUGAAUAUGAGGGUUGCUCUCUUACCGAGACUGAUGGCCUUGGUUACUAUGCCCUUCAGUGGGCAGCUUUGAAUAAUAGAACCGCCGCUGCUCAGUACAUCAUCGAGCAUGGUGGAGAUGUACAUGCGACGGAUCAUAAUGGGCAGACGGCCUUGCACUGGAGUGCAGUCCGCGGUGCAAUACAAGUUGCUGAGCUAUUACUCCAAGAGGGUGCUGCAGUGGAUGCUGCUGACAUCAAUGGCUACCAGAUAGCACAUGUUGCUGCACAAUAUGGUCAAACUGCUUUUCUCUAUCAUGUUGUUUCAAAAUGGAAUGCUGACCCCGAUGUCCCUGAUAAUGAUGGGCGAAGCCCUUUGCACUGGGCUGCUUAUAAAGGUUUUGCUGAUUGCAUACGUCUUCUUUUAUUUCUUGAUGCACAUAGAGGGCGUCAGGACAAAGAAGGUUGCACUCCUCUCCAUUGGGCAGCUAUUAGGAGUAAUCUAGAAGCUUGCACAGUCUUAGUACAGGCUGGCAAGAAGGAGGACUUGAUGGUCACUGAUAAUGGUGGCCUCACACCUGAACAGCUUGCUUCUGAUAAAAAUCACAGAGAAGUUGCUAUCUUCCUUGGUAAUGCUAGAAGGUUGUAUGAAAAAGGAUGUGGUCGGAACAACAGUUUUGGACAACUUUCUAAAUUAAGACUUGCACCAAUUCUUUGGUGCAGUAGCUUGCUACUAAUGGUGACAUAUAUUCAAUCUGUCUUAAUGGCUCCAUAUCUGCCAAGGUUGACAGCUGGGUUUGGCCUUCUGGCAUGGUCGGGUGUUUUCCUAGCAUCUGCCGGUUUGGUUUUGUUUUAUAGGUGUAGCAGAAAGGAUCCCGGUUAUAUCAGGAUGAAUGUCCAUGAUCUUCAAAAUAUGAAAGAUGAUGAACCGUUAUUGAAGAUUGAGAGAAAUAAUCCUGCUUUACUAGCUGGAAAUUGGUCUCAGCUUUGUGUGACAUGCAAGAUUGUCAGACCUCUUCGCGCAAAACACUGCUCCAUUUGUAAUCGUUGUGUUGAACAAUUUGACCAUCAUUGUCCUUGGGUAUCAAAUUGUAUUGGCAAGAAAAACAAAUGGGAUUUUUUUCUUUUCCUUGUUUUGGAAGUAUCAGCAAUGUUGAUUACUGGUGGAGUUACUAUUACAAGAAUCUUGACAGAUCCAAUGGCUCCAUCGUCAUUUUUACAAUGGAUGAACCAUGCUGGUAUUCAUCAUAUCAGUGCUAUAUCAUUUUUGAUUAUGGAUUUCCUCCUCUUCUUCGGUGUGGCAUCGUUAACCGCUGUACAGGCUUCGCAGAUAUCACAGAAUAUAACCACGAAUGAAAUGGCGAACGUAAUGCGCUAUAGCUACCUCAGGGGUGCAGGUGGUCUAUUCAAAAACCCGUAUGAUCAUGGAUGCUGCAAGAACUGCACAGAUUUCCUGUUCAAAGGCUAUAAUGAAGACGUGGAGGCCUGUGAAGAUAUAGAACAUUCUAAAGGAAUUGGGGUAGCACAAAUGCUGAGGAAUUUGAAGUUACAAAAUGGUGAUUCGCAGUCUCGCAAACAGAAUGGCCAUCUUGCUAUAAAUGCCAAUUCUAGCAACACCAUUGCACACAUUCAUCCUUCCAACUGCAAACACAGUCACCAUAGCAAGUCAAGAACUUAGAGAGUGCUUCUGGGGUUGGGUCUUGGUCAUGGUCUUGAACGGAGUAGUCCCUGUUCUGUCACGACAUCACGAUAAUCAUGUCCAGCACAAGCUGGAAUUGAUGUGCAGCAUAAUGUAAGCGUUAUUUUCCCCGGGGCUUUCUUUUGGCAUCUUUUGUUUGAUUUCGCCUUUCCAAGUUGAGAGCAGAGCAAACGUACAUGCUGAGAAUAUAAACACAUUGAUUAUAAGUUAAUUAAAUUGAUAAAUAACGAUCGUUCCUUAAGAAAA
Molecule: messenger RNA, 2448 nt
Organism: Gossypium raimondii (Peruvian cotton)
Lineage: Eukaryota; Viridiplantae; Streptophyta; Magnoliopsida; Malvales; Malvaceae
Product: protein S-acyltransferase 24
Biological process (GO): protein palmitoylation
Cellular component (GO): Golgi membrane
Molecular function (GO): palmitoyltransferase activity; protein binding
Source: RefSeq, a predicted model, not a curated record